Messenger RNA from Penicillium waksmanii, 1647 nucleotides. RefSeq lists its product as uncharacterized. Gene Ontology annotation, molecular function: transmembrane transporter activity. The record is from RefSeq and is a predicted model, not a curated record. The transcript has a single exon. The coding region runs from base 1 to 1647 and encodes 548 amino acids. Gene Ontology annotation, biological process: transmembrane transport. Lineage: Eukaryota; Fungi; Ascomycota; Eurotiomycetes; Eurotiales; Aspergillaceae.
AUGAAGCCAAAGCAACAACAACAACCCAUCUCGUCGUCUCAUAACGAGAACAUCCCCAACGGUGAGACGACAGUCGCCCACGAAGAAACAUAUCAGAAGAACUGGGUCAUCGGAGGAAAAUACCGGGAACAAUUAUACGAGGAACACUCCCAAGAGUUUGAGGGUAAAUUGGUACAGGAGGUCGAUUUCGACCUUCCCCUUACAGCUACCAAACCAUCUCAACAUAAUGGCCAGAACUUCGUUAUUCUGGAAUUUGCGGAGGGAGACAAGGAGAACCCGUUCAAUUGGAACUCGAAGUACAAAGCGUUCAUCAGUGUCCUGCUGUGUGCAAUGACACUCUUUAUCGGUCUCGCCACCACUGCAUACAGCGCCGGGAUUUCACGCAUGACAGAGGAAUUUGGUGUGUCAACGGAAAUUGGUCAAUUGGGUCUUUUCUGCUUCAACUUCACCUGCGCCCUGGCACCUCUCUUCCUGGCACCAUUCUGUGAGUUGGCCGGUCGUCGCGUUGUCUAUGUCGGAGCAUACGUCUGCUUUGCUCUGAUGUUCAUUGGACUCUCCCUCGGAAAGAACAUUGCUACAAUCCUCGUCUGCCGUUGUCUGCUCGGUCUGUUUGGCUGUGUCGGAACCAUCCUGGUCGGUGGAACAUUCGGCGAUAUGUACACACCUGCCCAUCGCGCCAUCCCGAUGGCAUCCUUCUCUUUCAUCGCCAUCUUCGGAACAGUCGCCGCGCCCAUCUACACCGGCUUCAUCGACCAGGCUCUGGGCUGGCGCUGGGUCGAAGGUAUCCAAGGCUUGGCCAACAUUCCCCUUGGAAUUCUGAUCGUCAUCUUCCUCAAGGAGACUCGCGGUGGUGUGACCCUCACCAAGCGCGCCAAGAUGCUCCGCCAGAACACUGGUGACGAGCGUUUCGUCACUCACAACGAUCUCGAAGCUCCCGGUGUUAAGGAAAUGCUGCACAACUCCUCAGUUAAGGCCAUCCGCAUGCUCUUCACUGAGCCCGUUGUAUUUGCUUUCGGACUGUGGAUCAGCUUCGCUUGGUUCCUGGCUUUCCUCUUCCUGUCCGUGAUCCCGAUCACAUACCAAGAGAAGCGCGGCUGGGGUGAGGGUACUUCCGGCCUGCCAUACAUCGCCCUGUGCUUCGGCACAACCCUGGCAUUCGGUCUGAACUUCUUCCAGAUCCGCAAAUACGAGACCAUCGUGGCGGACAAGAGUCGCAAGACCCAGCCCGAGGACCGCUUGUACGGUGUCCUCUUUGGCGCUGUCUGGCUUCCCAUUGGACUAUUCAUCUACAGCUUCACUCAGUAUAAGCAGCUGCACUGGUUCGGCCCGAUUGUCGGACUUGCAUUGAUCGGUGUUGGUAUCUUCUUCAUCUUCGAGUCCUGCUAUAGUUAUACCUCGGACUGCUACGGCGAGAACUCCUCAUCCGCGAUCGCCGGUCAGGGAUUCAUGCGUAACACGCUUGGUGCUGUAUCUCCGCUGUUCGCGUCGCAGUUCUUCCACAACCUCGGCAGCCAGUGGGCGGGUCUGUUGUUGGCACUGAUUGCCACCCUCCUGACCUUGAUCCCCUUUGUGCUGUACAAGUAUGGGCCUGCUCUCCGGGCACGCUCGAAGCUUGCCAGCACAAUUGUGAAUAGCAGCACAGAUUAA